Molecule: messenger RNA, 2640 nt
Organism: Balearica regulorum gibbericeps (East African grey crowned-crane)
Lineage: Eukaryota; Metazoa; Chordata; Aves; Gruiformes; Gruidae
Source: RefSeq, a predicted model, not a curated record
AUGUCAAAAAAGAAACUGAAGAAAUUAACUGGGAAGGAAGACUGUUUGGAUGGCCGGGAUGACAAAACCUCGGAAGACACAAGAUCUUAUAACCAUAGUAUGAAAAGAGAGACAGAAUUUCAAAGAUUCAAAAUAGAGAAAGAUGGACAAGAGGAGAAGAAGCAAGACCGAAGUUCUAAUAUUUCUCAUGGCGCUGAUGGAAGAUCCCAAGGAAAAUCUCCAAAUAGAAGUAAAACCACAGACAAUUCUUUAAUCCACACUGAAAAGCAAAAGAAAAUAGUUAUUCAAUUUAAAGCCAAAGAAAUUAAACAUGGAAAAAGUACGCGCACUCCUGAUGUAGUGACUACUAGCAGGGAAAGUUAUAACAAAAGUUGUUUUGAUGGAACAGAAGGAAGAAGGUUCUGGCAUAGCUUUGCAGUUCAGAGGGACAAGGCACUGAAGAAGAAGACAGAGAAAGUUGAACUCUGCAAACUAAAGUUAAAAGCAGAACAAACUAUGUUGGAAAAAUUUAAGUCAUCUGCCUAUGAUUCACAUGUACCACAUAAAAAGGGAGAUGGAUCAAAAAAACAGAGUGAAGAUGUCAGAAUUCCGAAAAAGCCAUCUGAUACCUCUACAGGGACUGUGCAUGAUGAUAGGCCCUUCACUAAGAAGCCAAAUACAUCAUCUAGGACUUGGGAAGAAGAGGACGAAGAAGAAUAUAAGGAGCUUUCUAAGAAAAACCGACAUGUGAGUAAACAUACACCAUCACACUAUUCAACUGAAACACCACAACGAUGGGACUCUUACAAACGGAAAAACCAUGAUAGUGAUUCUGAUAAAGGGACUGAAGAAAGGGACUCCGCUACAGCAGUAUGUUUUAAGCAGAAUUUUGAGGUCCCGUGCACAUCUGACACCUACCGAGACGGUCAGGACAUAAAGUCUAUCCAGAAGAGCUUUGAAGUCUUUCCACCCGUUCAGGACAGCCAGAACCAAGAAACAGACCAAGAGAUGCAGAUAGUUGAAGAUUUGCAUGUUGCUCGUGUUCAGAAGACGGUGGCGCUAUCUGUCGUACAGACUUGCGGAGAACUUACGAGUAUGGAAAUAGAUCUCCCAGAACAGGAUUUAAAUAUUUCUGCUGAGGCUUUUACUUCUGGUUUGAACAUAUUAGUGGUGAUUGACACAAAUAUAAUGAUUAGUCACCUUGAGUUUGUCAGAUCCCUGAAAUCUGAGGAUAUACCAGGGGUUGGCAGACUUGCAUUAAUAAUUCCUUGGGUCGUUCUACAAGAAUUGGACAACUUGAAGAAGGGGAAAAUGUUGCAGCAUGUUCGGGACAAAGCUAUCCCUGCAGUCCAGUUCAUCUACAUGUGUCUCAAAAACCAAGAUUCAAAAUUGUGGGGGCAAUCCAUGCAGCUUGCUUCACAAAAAAUAUAUGGCCUGAGUGACGAGAACAACGACGAUCGUGUUUUACAAUGUUGUCUGCAGUAUCAGAACCUCUUCCCUCAAGCUGUGGUCAUACUCUGCACGGAUGAUAAAAAUUUGUGUAAUAAAGCCAUUGUGAGUGAGGUCAAGGCAUUCUGUAAAGCUGAUUUGGUUACUGCUCUACAGAAUCUGAAUGUAAACAGGCACCAGAACUGUGUGGAGCUGCAACAGUCAAAAUGUGAUGCAGAAUUUGAGAAAACAGAAAGAGGUGAUGCGCGAUUCCCAAAUACACUUCCAGACCUUGAAAAGAACUUAGGGCAAGCUUUAUCUUGUAUUUUGGAGACUGAAAUGGAAAUUGCAUUUGGAAACCUAUGGUUGGAGAUCGUGUAUCUGAAGCCACCAUGGACACUAGCAAACUUGCUGAAGUGUUAUAAAAAACACUGGAUGGCCGUUUUUGAUUAUGUAGUGCCAAGGGGUUUACUUUCAACCAUUGAAUGUCUCCAUAAACACCUUUGUACAAGUAAACCAGUUGACUCCUCAACAGUGCGUAUCUUGCUCCAGGAAUCCAAAAAAUUACUCCAUGCUUUCAGUUCAAGGUCAGACUAUAACGGUGUACUUCCCCAGGCUUAUGCUGAAGUGAACAAGCUAUACCAAACACUUACCGAGGUGAGGUCAGACAGUGAGCAGGAUUUAUCAGAAGACAUCAUGGUUCUUUCAGAAAAUGCUGUAUGUGAAAAAAUGGAAGCAAUGACACCAAAUCUGCAAAACUCUGAAGAAAAAAAGUUACAUCCAAGCUUUCAUGUAGCUCAAGAAAACAGGCACCAGGAAAUCUGGUCAGUCCUUGAAGGUGUAUGGAAUACAAUAAACUUGUACAGUAUUGAAAUUUUCCAAAAGUUGGACCCCAACACAGUAACUGUGACUGCAAAGUCUUCGUUUGAAGAAGCUUUUUUAGGUCUGCAGAAACUGUUGGCAGCUGUGAAUGAUAUCCGUGAAGGAAUUAGUAGAAUUUUGACCCCAACCAGUAGUUUCCAAGAUAUUUGGACCCUCUAUAACUUCCUCAUAAGCAACGAGAUAAAUAACAGUAUAAAAUUUACUGCUGAGGAGCUUUAUGAGUGUGUUUCACAAGAGCGAUAUCGGGAGAGGCUGGAAGUCGGAUGCUGCCAGCUGGCCCAGCUGGAACACACGGUUAAGCAGUGUCACGCCUCGGUUCAGAUGGAAGCCAAGAACAGGGGCUGGCUGUGA